This is a messenger RNA of Gongylonema pulchrum, 466 nucleotides long. NCBI's taxonomy places the organism in Eukaryota, Metazoa, Nematoda, Chromadorea, Rhabditida, Gongylonematidae. The record is from the annotation of a GenBank genome assembly.
AGAGGGUGAUUGCGAAGAAAGCGAUGAAGAAGUUGGCACAACAGCUGAUGAGUCUGUUGAACAGUCAUCUUCCGAUGAAGAGUUCCAACUUCCACCAGAGAUGCUGAAAACUUCCAGUGGACGCAUUGUUAAAAAGGUGGAAUAUUUGGAGAGGUCGUACAGUGAAGAAGACAGACAAACAAGGAAAAAAACGCAUAUUGAAAAUGAUGAAGUCUAUAACAGUGAAUACAGAUAUCCGAAGCGCACGCGCUCAAAUAAUACUGGUGCACAGAUCCAGAGAGUUGUGACAAUGAGUUUGCGGGAAACCGAUAAUCGAACACGAAAUGCAUUACGUGCUUUUGAGCCACUGGUCAGUGAGGCGAUGCGGCAGCAGUUUUCGUGGCCUUUUUUGAAGCCUGUCGAUGCUAAAGUUGUUCCCGAUUAUUAUCAGGUAUUUGUUGUGAUAUUUUGUACAGCUGCUUCUUAG